Amblyraja radiata (thorny skate) is the source of this 1341-nucleotide messenger RNA. RefSeq lists its product as uncharacterized. The transcript is spliced from 4 exons. The record is from RefSeq and is a predicted model, not a curated record. NCBI's taxonomy places the organism in Eukaryota, Metazoa, Chordata, Chondrichthyes, Rajiformes, Rajidae. Bases 1 to 1341 code for a protein of 446 amino acids.
AUGAUGAUGAUCAACAUCCCAAAAAAAGACAAGCUGAAGAAGGAACAAUGGGAAGAUGAUGCACAAGUCACUGAAAGUUCACAGAUACAACAGCAACAUGAUGUCGUGGAAAAACAGUUUGACCAUGUUAAAGCUUUACUGCAGGCAAAUCAAUUAUUGACAGAAGGGCUUCGAACAAAAUUGCUUCAGAUAUGGUGCAAUGUACGUAAAAAUCAAGCAGGAGAAUCUCUGGAUGAUGAGAUGAGUGAAGAUGGCACAGAGAGCCUUGACGUAUUUUCUGGGGAGGAAUCAUCUGUGGCCAGUGGACGUGUUGGGGCUUUAUUGAACAAGCAACAAAGCAGUGUGGUAAAGUUACCCAUGGACAAUGGACAGACUGAAGGAGCGAAUGGACACACUGAAAUAAGCCACUUAGAGCACAAUGUGAAUUGCUUCACUGACCAUAUUCCAAUCACACAACUGCAGGUUGGGACUAGGUGCUUAGAAGGAGAAGUGGCAGAUCUAGAAAAGGACUUUGAGCAACACUGUGUGGUUCCUAAAGAGCAGAUCGCAAGUCCUAAGUAUGCUAGUUCCAAAACAGAAACUGUGGACCGAACAUCACAUACAGAACAGCUGGUUACUCACUUGGAAAGUACCACAAACAAAAUGCGAGAAUAUAACCAGAAGAUCAUGCCUGCAAAAGGCACAAUCGAAGAUACUGCAGAGACGGUGAAGGGUAGGUUGCAAAAAGUUCAGUGGCAGCUGUCAGAAAUCGAGGAGGCCAACAGGAGUCUUCACUUUCAAAUCAUAAAACUGAAUACCGAUUACAGUCAAAUCCAGGAAUUUCACCAAUCUAUGACUGGUGACAACAAAACCUCAGCAAACCAGCGUGUUGAUUUGCAAGCAAAUUUCAACAAUACGGCAGAAGAGAACGAGCAAAUGCUGCAAGUAAUAACCAAACUGGAGACGAGAAUAGAAGCAACACUUUUAAACUUAACUGAGAUCAAAAUGGAAAAAAAUUGCUUGGAACGGCAAUUCCGGUCCUUAAAAGAUGUGUACAACAGCCAGAGAGGAGGAAGAAUCGCAGAGAAGGAGCAGUUCAAAGACUGUGGUAAAGCCCUCAGCGAGGGUCAAGUCUUGCGGGCACGUCCCGACAGGGAGCACGUCCGCACGCAGAACCUGAAGCAGGAUAUAGCCGCGGUGAGAAGUGAGAACCACCGACUUCAACGGGUCACUGAGGAGGAGAUUAAGAAAAGUAAACUGGUCAUGGCAGACGCCAAGAGGUGGAAGAAAGAAUGUCACAAACUCACAGCGGAGCAUCAGGAGAAAGUACGCUCUCACUAUCAUUCUGUUGUUUGUGGAUAG